AUGAACUUACGUGUGAUUAUCCUACUUUUUUGCCUGAUCGUGUUUGUGGAUGGUAAAAAAGUUCACAGAUUUCGAUUGGAAAGGCACUCCAGGCGGCACCACAAGGUUCCACAUGCCCAUCUGCAUUUGCAAUUCCGUAAUGCCCUGAGAAGAAAGUACGGAUAUACACCACUGCGUACAGUGAAUGCUGUCAAUGUAACCAGUGACUCUAGUAAGGGGACUGUGGUCAACGAACCGUUGGUAAAUUCCUAUGAGACCAACUUUUUCGGAACUAUUUCCGCUGGUGGACAGCCAUUUACGAUGCAGUUCGAUACAGGAUCUUCAGACAUUUGGGUGCCCAGUUCCCAUUGCAAGUUUUGUAUUAAACAAUGCGGUAACAAAUUCUUCCAGGCAUCCAAGUCGAAAUCUUUUCAUUCAAGCGGCGUUCCAUUUUCAAUCACCUAUGGAUCUGGAUCUGUGCAGGGCAUUGUGGCAUCGGAUAAUGUUGGUUUUGGAGAUCUAAAAAUCCAGAGUCAGGGAAUUGGCUUGGUCAACAUAUCCGACUCGUGCUCUGUUUUUGAUGGAAUCGCUGGCUUAGCUUUUAGUGCACUUUCCAUGACCAACUCUGUACCGAUAUUCCAGCAAAUGAUUGACCAAAAAUUGGUAGAGCAGCCAAUAUUUUCAUUUCACCUGAAAAGUGGCUCCACCGAUGGUGGUUCAAUGAUACUCGGUGGAUCGAACUCAAGUCUGUACUAUGGUCCGUUGACUUACACAAACUUGACCGAGGUCAAGUACUGGACCUUUCAAAUGGAUUUCAUUGAGGUUCAUGGGAAAAGUUCAAGACGUUGUGAUACGGGAUGCAAGGCCAUAAUGGACACGGGAACCUCACUGAUCGUUGGUCCUGUGAUUGAUGUUCUCUAUAUAAACAAAGCUAUAGGAGCCGAGCAUAAUGCCACAUAUGAUCUGUAUAUUGUUGACUGUUCUACCAUUGCCCAACUUCCGAUUAUAGUAUUUGGCAUCGCGGGCAAGGAGUUCUAUAUAAAGCCACAGACCUAUGUGAUUGUAUAUCAGGACUUUUGCUUCUCCGGCUUUAUGGAUAUGCGUGGUCUGACUUACUGGAUCAUCGGAGAUGUGUUUCUCAGGGAGAACUAUGUGGAGUUCGAUUGGGCUAGAAAAAGAAUUGGUAUAGCACCGGCUGUUUAACGGGAUUAAAAUGUAUUUAUUUAC
Drosophila eugracilis is the source of this 1206-nucleotide messenger RNA. RefSeq names its product phytepsin. Gene Ontology annotation, cellular component: lysosome. The coding region runs from base 1 to 1182 and encodes 393 amino acids. Gene Ontology annotation, biological process: proteolysis; cell death. The record is from RefSeq and is a predicted model, not a curated record. Gene Ontology annotation, molecular function: aspartic-type endopeptidase activity. The transcript has a single exon. Lineage: Eukaryota; Metazoa; Arthropoda; Insecta; Diptera; Drosophilidae.